Acaulospora colombiana is the source of this 807-nucleotide messenger RNA. NCBI's taxonomy places the organism in Eukaryota, Fungi, Glomeromycota, Glomeromycetes, Diversisporales, Acaulosporaceae. The record is from the annotation of a GenBank genome assembly.
AUGACUUCUUCGAAAGGUACGGAGAAGGUACUAGAAAAAAUCAAAGAUUCUGUGGAAUCUGGGAAUCAUUAUGAAGCACAUCAAAUGAUCCGUACUGUCUGCAGACGGUAUGUAAAGCAAAAGAAGUAUGAUAUUGCCAUAGACCUCCUAUUCUCCGGAGUCCAAACCUUACUGAGUCAAAAGCAAAGCGGUAGUGGCCUGGAUUUAUCACUUUAUAUGAUGGACGUUUACAUUGAAGGAGAACUGCAAGUUUCCGAUGAAUCCAGAGAUCGGGUUGUUCAGUUGUUGGGGCUAUUCCCACCCGAGGAACCUGGUCGCAAAAGAUUUAUUGAUUCCGCGGUCAGUUGGUCAAUUAAAUUUGGAGAGAGUCCUUCUGGUGAUCCAAAACUGCAUCAAUUCAUUGCAGAAUUGUUAUGGAAAGAUAAUCACAGAUAUCUGUGCUUACGGAGUAUUCGUGAUGCGAGGAUAGCUUUUGAAAGUUUCGUUUCAGAGGUUAUCUUAAAAGACCCAGGCAUAAAGGCAGAGAGUAUUCCCUACCGUCCAACAAUAACCGUUCAACGAGAAGCUUCGGAUUUAUUUGUUACCCUUCGUAACAAGUAUAAAAAUGUCAUGUCCGUUGAGCCCAUGUUUGGAGAUCUCUUAAACAAAAUUGGUGAAAUAUUCUUUAACAUAAGAGCACCGAGAUCACAGCAACUUAACAUUUUCCAGGAUAUUAUGAAUAGUUUACUUGCACCACCAGGUGGAGGGCCAUCGUCCCCUGCGGGAACUUCUCAGACGAGAAUUAAUCCCCGGAACGAAUUCCCUUAG